CAUUCAAUCCUCGACCGAAUCUGGGUGAGCCCCUCUUCAUCGUACCAAGUUAGAUAGAAUUACGAGCAAUUUUGACCUAAUUUUCACUCUGCACCAAUACAAAUCUUCUGAAUUUCUCCAUUGUUUUCCCGAUCCCUCUGUAUGGAGAAGAUUUUAAGCAAGUUUACACAAGAAGAUUCGAUCGAUCGCCUGCCCGAUGAACUGCUAAUUUCGAUUGUUUCACGCUUGCCGGUGAUAGAAGCAGAAAGGACUAACCUCCUUUCUCGCAGAUGGAGAUACUUUUCGAUGUUUAGCUCGAUUCUUGACUUUGAUGCUUCGAGAGUGCUCUUCAAAUUGGAUCAAGAAAGGACAUCCCUUAAAGCCGAAAGGAGAAAAUUUGUGAGAUGGGUGAACAGAGUAGUCAGCCUACAUUCUGGCGAAGCCAUAGAAGAGUUUCGAAUAUCGUUCGAUUUAGAUAAGAGUGAUGCCAAUGAUAUAUGUAAAUGGUUAAAAUUCGCAUUUGAAAAGAAGGUUAAAAGGCUAGAAUUGAAUUUGAUUCAAAGUUAUACUGGUUUAUCAGAUGCGCAAUAUACUUUCCCAAACAUGUACGAUAGCGUCGAGUGCUCGCGUAUUUUACCUCUCGGCAUUUCAAGUUGCGAAUCGCUAGUGAAACUCAGUCUGAUUGAAGUUGAGGUAACUGAAGAGACUCUCAACUUCUUCGUAUCCAAUUGUCCGUUACUUGAAGAAUUAUGUAUUAUAUAUUCAAGCUACCUGAAGAAAUUGACAUUUAAUUUCCCGUUGAUUCGGCUGAGGCGUUUGGAAAUAGCCUCCACAGGUGCUUGUAAAAGCGUCGAGAUUUGCGCACCGAAUCUGCGUUCGUUUGCAUUCUAUGGGUUUUAUAGGAUUCCCAUUGCCUUGAAGAAUGUUUCGUCUCUUAUUAGUUUAUCCUUUGGGGCAAUGAGUCCUGUGAUAUUAAUUGAUUAUAUGAACCAAUUAUCGGGUUGUCUUUCUCUGCUCGAGUCUCUGACGCUUCACACAUCUAUAUUUCAGGAUUAUGUACUGGCAAAAUGUCCAGAUUUACCUAAGCUCAAGAAAUUAGUACUCGAUAUUAUGCGCCCAAGUGGAUAUGAAAGUCUACUGUGUUUUACUCCCCUAAUGAGUGUUGCACCUUCAUUACGUGAGCUUGUAUUGAAGCUCCAAUGGUCUGAAAACUUUAUGCGAAGAACGAUUCAUACUGUUAAAGCACAGAAUAGACAUCUUGGUGUAGAAGUGCUUCAGAUAGAAGGUUUUGCAGGCGGUGAUAUUGAUGUUGAACUGGCUGAGUAUGUGAUUGAGAAUGCGCCUUCACUCAAGAAAAUAGUUAUUGAUUUUCGUCGAAUUAAACCUAAUGUUUUUCGCAAGUACGAGAAUGUAAUGGCUAAACAAGGUGAAGCAGACAUUGUGGAUAGCGAUCGGAUGGCAAUAGCUAGAGAAGGUGCUGCUUUGCUAAAAGCAAAACUCGCUGCAGGUGUUGAACUUAUUAUUCGAUGAUAAAGUAACAUAUUUAUAUUAGGACAUGGUUCGAGUUUUUUUUUUUU
Molecule: messenger RNA, 1556 nt
Organism: Erythranthe guttata (spotted monkey flower)
Lineage: Eukaryota; Viridiplantae; Streptophyta; Magnoliopsida; Lamiales; Phrymaceae
Product: F-box/LRR-repeat protein At3g26922
Molecular function (GO): protein binding
Source: RefSeq, a predicted model, not a curated record